Gordionus sp. m RMFG-2023 is the source of this 1490-nucleotide messenger RNA. RefSeq names its product synaptosomal-associated protein 25-like. Gene Ontology annotation, biological process: synaptic vesicle fusion to presynaptic active zone membrane; synaptic vesicle priming; exocytosis. Bases 243 to 869 code for a protein of 208 amino acids. The record is from RefSeq and is a predicted model, not a curated record. The transcript has 8 exons. Gene Ontology annotation, cellular component: SNARE complex; plasma membrane. NCBI's taxonomy places the organism in Eukaryota, Metazoa, Nematomorpha, Gordioida, Chordodea, Parachordodidae. Gene Ontology annotation, molecular function: syntaxin binding; SNAP receptor activity.
GAAAUAUUUUUAGUGGAUCUAUAAUUGUUAACUUAACAAAUCAAUAAAAAUUUUAUGCAUGCCUAUGCAAUUUAUAAUUUAAAUUAUUCUUAAUAUUAUCAUUUAAUCUUGAAAAAUGUGGCUUUGCAAAAUACAAUUUCUGGAUUAAUUGGCCCUAAUAUCCAGGAUCCGAAAAAUAAGCCUCUUUAAUUUGCCUCUACCGCGUGUUCUUCACAACCUUAUAUUGAGGAUCUAAAGUAGCAAUGACGAGUGACGACGCGAUGCGAAAAGAGUUGCAGGACCUUCACUUGAAAAUGAAUCAAAAGACCGAUGAGUCGCUGGAAAGCACGCGGAAUAUGAUGAACUUGUGCGAAGAAGGGAAAGACGCCGGCAUUAGAACGUUAGUUAUGCUUGAUGAACAAGGAGAGCAAUUGGAUCGUGUAGAAGAAGGCAUGGAUCAAAUCAAUGUUGACAUGAGGGAGGCAGAAAAAAAUUUAACGGGAUUAGAGAAAUUUUGCGGACUAUGUAGUAUCUGCCCUUGGACCAAAAAAAAUUUUGAAAAGGGUUCCACAUACGAAAAAACGUGGAAAUCUUCCGACGACGGCAAAAUAGUCAGUGGCCAGCCAAGGGUUAUAGAUGAAAGAAAUGGCAAGGGACCUUCAUCGGGUUUUAUCGUCAGAAUAACUAACGACGCCAGGGAGGAUGAAAUGGAGGAGAAUAUAGAACAAGUUAGUGGCAUGGUGGGGAAUCUCAAAAAUAUGGCCAUAGAUAUGGGCAACGAAAUCGAAUCCCAAAAUAGGCAAGUCGACCGAAUAAACCAAAAGGCUACAUCAAAUGAAUCUAGAAUCGAGCAAGCUAACAUGCGCGCCACUAAAAUCUUGAAAAACUAAAAGAAAAAAGCAAAUAAUUGAUGUAGAAGAAUUUAGAUCUAUUUAUAUUUUGAAAAAAGCUUCCAAAAUUUCUUGUAAAACGAUGUUUUAUUAUAAUUUUAAAGACAACCCUGGAACCAACAUAAGAAAAUCAGUCACCCCACUUUUCUUUUUUUUACAUAAAAUUUUUUGAUAAAUUGAUGAGGAAUUUAUUUAGAGUAAAGAAACUAUUUGACUAUGAUAUAAAUCAUGCCUCAAUAUUUUAUGUGUAUAUAAUAUUAUUAUUCAUAAUUUAUUUUAUAUUUCUUUGUAGAAAAAAAAUAUGGACCAAUUAAUGAUUUUUAUUAUUAUUAUUUUAAAUGUUAUUUCUUUUUAGCUUUAUAAAUUAUUAAAAUAUCGCAACAAUUUAAAUCUCCAAAAGAAAAUAUUAAUAUCUUAUGAAACAAAACAUAAUAUCAUUCCAAUAUCAUUUUUAUUUUCCAAGAUUUAAGAAGUGCUAAAUAACGCAUAAUGUUAAAAAACUCCCAAAAAAUUAAUUUUUUUUAAAAGUUUGUUUUAUCGAUAUUUAUUUAUAAAAUAUUUUGCAAUAUUUAUAUUAUUUUUUUUAGAUGUGAACGGAAUUUACCAUAUCAAAUGGGCCUU